UCACUUUGGUGGGCUACUCUGAUUUAAAAGCAGACUACUGACUUUAUUAGAGCACAGGCAGAAGUGACUUGAUGCCACAAACAAAAUGCUGCUUCUAGCUUCAGCUUUUUUCCUAAUGCUACUGCAGUGCUCUAAUGCACAAAACGAACCAAGCAUUACGCCUGCAGACUGUAAUACCAUUGAAACAGAUGCAGGAGUGGCCCUGGAUUUGGUCAACAGACACCGCAGAAGUGGCUAUGUUUUUGGGUUAUUCCGUGUUGCUGACGCACAUGAACUACAUAUAGGAAAUUCAUCUUUCCUCUACUUAACUUUGGAUGUGCUGGAAACUGAAUGCCCUGUAUUAUCCAGAAGACACUGGGCGUCUUGUGAAUACAGUGACACCUAUUCCAUGGACUUUGGGCAGUGUAAGAUUAUCAUGCAUACAAGCCGUCUGCUGGGGAAACCUCAACUAUAUGGAUUUAAUUGUACAUUAAGUCCAGUUCCGCCAGAUUUAUUAGAGUGUGAAGAUUGUCCUGUGAAGAUUGAAAUCUUAGAAGUCACUGAGGAACAUAAAAGUAUUGCUGCAAAGGCCCUGGAGAAAUUCAACGAUGAGGGUAACCACACAAACUACUUUGGUGUGGACAAAGUUGAAAAGAUUUUAAAGAUGAUUGCCUCCCAUGAAGGUUACAUUUUAGGAUUUUCUAUAAAAGAGACCAACUGUUCCAAAUCCGCACGACAAGCAGAUCAGACAUUGGAAUGUGAUUUUCUGGAUGACUGGCACACUCAUGUGGGCUUCUGCAAGGCAAGAAUUAUCAGUGGCUCAGAUGAACCUGAUGGAACAGAUAUAAGCUGUGAAAUCUACCAUCCCUGGAAGCAUGGCUAUGGGAAGAGAUGCAGAUAUUCAGCUCCGGGACAACCACACAGACAUCCCCAUCAUCAUUUUGGUCACAGACAUCAUCACAGGCAUGGAUAUCCACCCUCUUCUCAGUCCAGACCUGAAGACCCUGAGCAUAACCAUAGUUUCAAAGAAGAACAUCAAGACAGCCAUGAAGAACCUGCUACUCCUCCCCCCAGUGGUGCACCACAUCAUCACCCUUACCCUCCACACCACUGUCCUCCACCUCCUCCCCAUGGUGGACCACAUCAUCCCCCUCCUCCUUACCAUGAUGGACCACAUCCUCCUCCCCAAGAAGAAUCACAACAUUCCCCUUCUGCUCCUCCUCCCCAAGAAGAAUCACAACAUUCCCCUUCUGCUCCUCCUCCCCAUGAUGCACCACAUCCUCCCCCUUUUGGUCCCCGCCAUGGACCACACCGUCCUCCUCAUGGACCACAUCACCACCAUCCUCCUCCCCCUCACGGACCACACUGUCCUCCCCCUCCUCAUGGACCACAUAACCACCAUCCUCCUCCCCCUCACGGACCACACUGUCCUCCCCCUCCUCAUGGACCACAUCACCACCAUCCUCCUCCCCCUCAUGGACCACACUGUCCUCCACCCCCUCAUGGACCACCUCACCCUCCUCAUUUCCAUGAUCACCACUGCAACAAGACAAGCAUAUCGGGAAAGCAUAUUCCAUUCCAAAUAACAGAAGCUCUCUAUCGCAUUCCAGUUCUAAAUCAGCAGGAUUCUCUCACACCUCCCAUUGCAAACUUUCCUUACCUAUUCCAAAGCAAGCCUCACUCUGGUGAAGGUAUUCCCUUCACUGGCUCAAGUGUAAAGGAGAUGCCAGAAGCUCCAGGUUUUCUAGAUCAACUUACACAAUCAAAGUCAUGCCCAGGAAUGCCCAAACUUGUUCUUCCAAAAAUUUUGCCUUUAUUUCCGCAUAGCUCCAUGGCAGAAAAAUCUGCAUGACCUCAGAGAAAUAUGUUCGUGGCUUGAGAGUUGCAGGGCCAAUGACAGCUGUACAGUGAAUGAAAACACCACGAGGAGAAGGGGAAAAGCAUACAAUUUCUAAGCAGCAGCACAAAAACUAAUGAUUAGGUGUUCCAACCUGCCUCUUGAUCCCAGCUAUCUCAGACUCCACUGUAACUGAAAGGCUCUGAGUCCCUCAGAUAAUGUGAAUGGGUACAAAUCUCCCCAGCAAACAAUGCUCCUUUAAUUCUAACAAAAAGAAAAAUUUCCUAAUAGUCAAAACUACUACCUAAAAUCUUUCAUUUUCUCAUAAUUCAUAAUCAUAAUGUACUUCUCUGAGGAAAUCUGACUUGAGGAAAUCUGACCAAUUUCCAUAAAAAAUGAUCCAUGGCACUACACUCAUGCUUUAUAAAAAUUCAAAGAAAAUAAAAAUAUGUAUGCUUUCUUUUUUUCUUGA
Molecule: messenger RNA, 2288 nt
Organism: Strigops habroptila (Kakapo)
Lineage: Eukaryota; Metazoa; Chordata; Aves; Psittaciformes; Psittacidae
Gene: HRG
Product: histidine rich glycoprotein
Exons: 8
Coding region: 86-1831 (581 amino acids)
Biological process (GO): regulation of platelet activation; negative regulation of fibrinolysis; negative regulation of endopeptidase activity
Cellular component (GO): blood microparticle; endolysosome; extracellular region
Molecular function (GO): serine-type endopeptidase inhibitor activity; zinc ion binding; cysteine-type endopeptidase inhibitor activity
Source: RefSeq, a predicted model, not a curated record